Molecule: messenger RNA, 1197 nt
Organism: Hibiscus syriacus
Lineage: Eukaryota; Viridiplantae; Streptophyta; Magnoliopsida; Malvales; Malvaceae
Product: U-box domain-containing protein 9-like
Exons: 2
Coding region: 1-1197 (398 amino acids)
Cellular component (GO): cytoplasm; nucleus
Molecular function (GO): protein binding
Source: RefSeq, a predicted model, not a curated record
AUGGCUGAAACAGAGCUGAAGAAGGAGCUGCAGACGGUGGUGAAGAAGAUUGUCGAAGAUGAUGACUAUGGAUUUGAGACAACAAUCGAAGCUAUCAAAAUCUUGUCUUCUUUAGCAGAUUUUAAGAUUAAGAAACCUCUUUUAGGUGAAUUCAUGGGCGACAUUGUUGCUUUGGCCUCAACCCAGACUUAUUCCAGGCCACACAUGAAGAAGUGGUUGAAAGAAUGUAACAUAACAUGGCCUCAAUCGCAGAAAGAACUCUACCAGGGUGUCGAUGGAAAAGCGGGCACCGAGGUCGACCCAAUUUACUUAAACUCAUUGCUCGGAUUGAUGACGUCGUCGUCGGAUUCCGAUCGAAAACGAGCUGCGAAGGAGCUUCGGAGACUAACAAAGAACUCGAAAUCAUACAGGGCAGCGAUUUGCGAGUUUAAGGAUGCCAUCCCCAGGUUGCUAAGUCCACUAUCGGAAACCAAGACCGAGUCCGAUCCCGAUCCCGAUCUGUGUGAGGAUCUGAUAACCACGGUGUUCAACGCUUCACUCCAUGCCAACAAUAAGAAACAACUAGCGGAAAACCCUGCGGUCAUCCCUCUGCUUAUCGAGUACACGAUGCUCGGGACCAUCGAAACAAGAAGAAACGCCGCAGCAACACUCGGAAGCUUAUCGGCGCUCGAUUCGAACAAGUUCAUCAUCGGGGAUUCGGGCGCCGUUGCACCUCUAAUCGAACUCUUACGCGGAGGGCAUCCAUCGGCAAUCAGAGACGCUGCCUCGACGAUAUACACUCUUUGUAAGGUACGCGCGAAUAAUGCGAAGUUUGUCGAGCAAGGAGCAGUGGAAGUGGUCCUGGAGAAGAUCAAUGACGGCAUAUUGGUAGACGAGUUGUUGGUCAUCCUCGCAAUGUUAUCGACGAACCGAACGGCCAUCGACGAACUCGGGGACUGUAAAACGUUGCAGAGCCUGCUUCGGAUCAUAAGGCAUAGUAGUUCGGAAUGUAGCAAGGAGAACUGCGUUGCGAUCCUGUACAACGUGUGUUCAAAAGAUCUGACUCUGCUGAUGGUGAUCAGAGGUGAAGAAAUUAAAAAGCAGACUCUUGCAAAACUUGCAGAUACAGGGACGACAAGAGCUAGAAGGAAGGCCAUUAGCAUCAUUUUGAAAAUACAUAAAGCUUUUCCAGCAUUAUCUAUAGGAAAGUACUUUUGA